Molecule: messenger RNA, 1497 nt
Organism: Orbicella faveolata
Lineage: Eukaryota; Metazoa; Cnidaria; Anthozoa; Scleractinia; Merulinidae
Product: carbohydrate sulfotransferase 14-like
Biological process (GO): carbohydrate biosynthetic process
Cellular component (GO): membrane
Molecular function (GO): sulfotransferase activity
Source: RefSeq, a predicted model, not a curated record
UUAACAUAUUACUUUGUUUUCAGCAAAUAUACCUCGAAAAGUAUCAUUUCAGACUAGAGGAACAGAGGUAACCUAAUUCUUUGAAUAUGAUUUGAGAGAGCUAGAUCAAGUGGACGAAUUAGCUAUGGUUUUAAUGAUGCCAUAAAACAUUCAUCAACAAGGUUUUUAAUUAUGAUGUAAAUCUUUCAUUUUGUAGGAAACUACUCCAGAGUCAACACCGAGCUCAGUAGAAGAGAGACAAACAGCCAGAAAGCGCCAUCUUAAAGACUACUGUCUAAAGCAUAGAUUCAAAAAAAUACCAACCAAAACACAAUUUAAAUUUAUUGUUGUAGAUGAUGAGCAUAAAAUCAUGUUUUGCACAAUCCCGAAAGUAGCUUCGACAACUUGGAAAAGGGUGCUGGCAGAUCUACGUGGGCUUAAGCAAGGAAUAUUCGUUCACAGACCAGGCUUAUGGCGUCGUCUCAAUGAGUACCAGGAAAAAGAAAAGUGGCUUCGACUUAAAACUUAUUUUAAAUUUGUUUUUGUUGGGGAACCUCUGCAUCGCCUCCUUUCUGCCUUUAAAGACAAAUUUAUCGGAAAGAAUCGUAACUUUAGCAAAAACAUUCGAAAAGUAAUUGUGAAAGUCUUUCGACCCAAGGAUUUUGACCCAAAUGGAGAUAAUAAUGUUACCUUUUCAGAAUUCGUCCAGUAUUACUCCCGUGACGUCAAAGCACGUAAUCCACACUGGCGGCAAUACGAGGAUCUUUGCCAUCCUUGCGUCAUAAACUACGAUUUUAUUGGUCACUUAGAAACCUUGGAGGAGGAUGCCAGUCUUCUCUUAAAGAUGGCGGGAAUUGAAGAUCGUGUAAAGUUCCCGCCGAUACAUAAUUCGACCAGCUCACGUGAGAUAUUCAGUUAUUAUUCCACAGUUGCCCCUGAAUACAUUACUAGGCUUGCCGAGCAAUAUCGCAAUGACUUUGAGCUUUUUGGUUACGAAUAUCUUGGCGCCGUAAAACAGCUACUGAAUCAGUCCUCUGUUGACAGUGAUUGAUGCAGAUGUGUACUGCGUCCUUGCGUGAUCCUCUGGUGAAGCCGACAUUUCAUCUUUCUUUACAUAGCAAACAGAUUCAACCAAGUUUUUUAGCUCAUCUAAUUAAAUACCAGUCUCCUUCUCAAGCAGGCUAACAGAAAAUGUUUCGAGUUUUCCCAAGCGUUAAGCGUUAGUCCACAUGUUAAUAUCAGUCGUUACCUGGCACUUAACAGGUUAUUUCAUGUUGAGGAAAAAAACUUGCAGUUUUGUUGUGAAGGUAAAAAAAACUAAGUUUCUGACUGAGUAUUCUUUUUCAGCUCCCUCCUGCUCUCAUUAAUUAGAAAUACUCUGCCACAGCCGGAAAGCCGUGGGAGAGGUAGUUACCCAGGCUACCUGAGGGAUCUCUCUCCCCCUCUCCCCCACUCUCUCCUUCUCCCUUUCUCUAUCCUGUGAACGUUCAAAGGAAGUAUAAAAGGAGGCAACGCGGG